Exophiala spinifera is the source of this 1188-nucleotide messenger RNA. RefSeq lists its product as uncharacterized. Gene Ontology annotation, molecular function: glycerone kinase activity. The transcript has a single exon. The record is from RefSeq and is a predicted model, not a curated record. Lineage: Eukaryota; Fungi; Ascomycota; Eurotiomycetes; Chaetothyriales; Herpotrichiellaceae. Bases 1 to 1188 code for a protein of 395 amino acids. Gene Ontology annotation, biological process: glycerol metabolic process.
AUGGACAGUAUUCUCGAACUACCCUCCUCUCAUGGCAUCGAGAUCGACGAUAUCAUCCGCUUCGGUGAAGGGGCCAAAGUCGAUUCAGCUGUCGCAGCAAAUGAACCAUCAUACACAGAGAGCCCUGGUGUCCUCCUCGUGGCGAAAGUAUGUGAAGCACUGGUCAAGUUAGGCUACGAUGACACCGACAUCUCCAACGUCGGCAGGUUGGUAUCGGAAAACCUGAUGACUAGCGAGACCUCAGACCUACAACGGACAGGUGAAGGCGAGAACGAUGUGACGACCAGCAAGACCGAGGUAGACACACCGGCGACUCGGGUCGGAAAGACACUGGGGAACCUCCUCGACAAAGAUGUCCUGCGAUCACGCACUGUCCACAUCAACUCAAAUGAACCCGUCGUGUUGAUCAACCAUGCACCGCGAAUGAGUCCAGAUUUCCUCGGCCAAGUCACCAACGAGACCGUCACUCAGUUGCAGAAUAAAUGGAACAUUUGGCCGGUGCGUGUCUAUGCUGGCCCAUUCGUGAUGGUGUCCGCUGAUGGGUUUUCAAUCACUUUACUGAACGUGGUCAAUACCAACCUGGGCGGGCCGAAUAUGGUGGAGCUUCUCGACAUGCCAUGUGAUGCAGUCGAGUGGUCUCGGUGGAGGAGGAAGGACCUCUGGAGAGAUCGCCAAUUCUUGUACAGCGAAACGCAAGACGGGCCUCCUCUGCCGCCUGAGUUCAGAGAUGAUGGGUCUGAACAAUCCAUCACAAGUGAUGGCGAUAGCGAGGAGUCGCUAAGCUGGGAUUCGUCUGUGGUACAUUCGCCACAACAAACACCAUUGCCUCAGGGGGAGGAGGCUACAGGUCGUGGUGAGCAAGACGCUAUACUUGCUCUACCUCCGAGACCCCGACUUGAGGAUAUGCAAGAAGAUGUUGCAACUGUGCAGCUUGCAGAGGGGUUGAUGCCCGAAGACAAUGAUCUGCUCGAGGCGCCGGAGCCCCAUAUUGAACAUCCAACAUGGAGUCGACAAGAUGACAGCAUAUCGCUGCUGGAUUUAAUCAGGUCCCAAGCAGCAACGCUUUCACCAUUUGGUAAGGAUACUCAAGGGCCCGGAUCACUAGAAGAUGGAGGCGAUGUCGGUGGAGACCAUCCUGCUGUCGACAAGUCAUCCAGUGACGGAAGCGACGAUUUCGUUGUUGUAUAG